Molecule: messenger RNA, 3144 nt
Organism: Cynocephalus volans (Philippine flying lemur)
Lineage: Eukaryota; Metazoa; Chordata; Mammalia; Dermoptera; Cynocephalidae
Gene: EPHA1
Product: EPH receptor A1
Exons: 18
Coding region: 1-2937 (978 amino acids)
Biological process (GO): protein phosphorylation; ephrin receptor signaling pathway; axon guidance
Cellular component (GO): plasma membrane; dendrite
Molecular function (GO): ATP binding; protein binding; transmembrane-ephrin receptor activity
Source: RefSeq, a predicted model, not a curated record
AUGGAGCGGCGCUGGCCCCUGGGGCUCGGGCUGCUGCUGCUGCUCUGCGCCCCGCUGCCCCCGGGGGCGCGCGCCAAGGAAGUCACCCUGAUGGACACAAGCAAGGCACAGGGAGAGUUGGGCUGGCUGCUGGAUCCCCCAGAGGAUGGGUGGAGUGAGGUGCAGCAGAUGCUGAAUGGGACCCCCCUGUACAUGUACCAGGACUGCCCAGUGCAAGAAGGCAGAGACACCGACCACUGGCUUCGCUCCAACUGGAUCUACCGGGGAAAGGAGGCCUCACGAGUCCACGUAGAGCUGCAGUUCACUGUACGGGACUGCAAGAGUUUCCCCGGGGGAGCCAGGCCUCUGGGUUGCAAGGAGACCUUCAACCUUCUGUACAUGGAGAGUGACCAGGACGUGGGCAUUCAGCUCCGACGGCCCUUGUUCCAAAAGGUAACCACGGUGGCUGCAGACCAGAGCUUCACCAUCCGCGACCUUGCGUCGGGCUCCAUGAAGCUGAACGUGGAGCACUGCUCCCUGGGCCUCCUGACCCGCCGCGGCCUCUACCUCGCUUUCCACAACCCGGGUGCCUGCGUGGCCCUGGUGUCCGUGCGUGUGUUCUACCAGCGCUGUCCUGAGGUCAUGCACGGCUUGGCCCGAUUCCCUGACACUCUCCCUGAGCUCGGCGGGCUGGCGGAAGUGGCAGGGACCUGCUUGCCCCAUGCGCAGGCCGGCCCCGGGCCCUCGGGUGCACCCCGCAUGCACUGCAGCCCUGACGGCGAAUGGCUGGUGCCCGUGGGACGGUGCCACUGCGAGCCAGGCUACGAGGAAGGUGGCGGCGGUGGCAGUGAGGGAUGUGUCGCCUGCCCUAGUGGUUCCUACCGAACUGACAUGGACACACCCCACUGUCUCAAGUGCCCGCAACACAGCACAGCAGAGUCAGAGGGGGCCACCAUCUGCACCUGUGAAAGCGGCCAUUACAGAGCCCCCGGGGAGGGCCCCCAGGUGCCAUGCACACGUCCCCCCUCAGUCCCCCGAAACCUGAGUUUCUCUAUGUUGGGGACCCAGCUCUCCCUGCGUUGGGAACCCCCAGCAGAUACGGGGGGACGCCAGGACAUCAGAUACAGUGUGGGGUGUUCCCAGUGUCGGGGCACAGCACAGGAUGGGGGACCCUGCCAGCCCUGCGGGGCAGGUGUGCACUUCUCUCCAGGGCCUGGGGGACUCACCAAGCCUACUGUGAGUGUCGAUGGUCUUGAGCCCUAUGCCAACUACACCUUCAACGUCGAAGCCCAAAACGGAGUGUCGGAGCUGGGCAGCCCCAGCCACACCAGCGCCUCACUCAGCAUCAGCAUGGGGCAUGCAGAGUCACUCUCAGGCCUGUCUCUGAGGCUGGUGAAGAAAGAGCCAAGGCAGCUGGAGCUGACCUGGGCGGGGGCCCGGCCUCGCAGUCCAGGGGGUAACCUGAGCUACGAGCUACAUGUGCUGAACCAGGAUGAAGAACGGCACCAGAUGGUUCUAGAGCCCAGGGUCUUGCUAACAGAGCUGCAGCCAGACACCACGUACAUUGUCAGAGUCCGAAUGCUGACCCCACUGGGCCCUGGCCCUUUCUCCCCUGACCAUGAGUUUCGGACCAGCCCACCAGUUUCCAGGGGCCCAACUGGAGGAGAGGUUGUGGCCAUCAUCUUUGGGCUGCUGCUUGGUGUCGCUCUGCUGCUCGGGAUUCUUAUCUUCCGUUCGAGGAGAGCUCGGCACCAGCGGCAGCAGAGGCAGCGCGAUCGUGUCACUGACGUGGACCGAGAGGACAAACUGUGGCUGAAGCCCUACGUGGACCUCCAGGCAUAUGAGGACCCGGCACAGGGAGCCCUGGACUUCACUCAGGAGCUCGAUCCAGCAUGGCUGAUCGUGGACACGGUCAUAGGUGAAGGAGAGUUUGGGGAAGUGUAUCGAGGUACCCUGAGGCUCCCCAGCCAGGACUGCAAGACUGUGGCCAUAAAGACCUUGAAAGACACAUCCCCCGAUGGCCAGUGGUGGAACUUCCUUCGAGAGGCAACUAUCAUGGGCCAGUUCAACCACCCGCACAUUCUGCAUCUGGAAGGCGUUGUCACAAAGAGAAAGCCCAUCAUGAUCAUCACAGAAUUUAUGGAGAACGGAGCCCUGGAUGCCUUCCUGAGGGAGCGGGAGGACCAGCUGGUCCCCGGGCAGCUUGUGUCCAUGCUGCAGGGCAUAGCAUCUGGCAUGAACUACCUCAGUGACCACAAUUAUGUCCACCGGGACCUGGCCGCUAGGAACAUCUUGGUGAGUCAGAACCUUAGCUGCAAGGUGUCUGACUUUGGCCUGACCCGCCUCCUGGACAACUUCGAUGGCACCUACGAAACCCAGGGAGGAAAGAUUCCCAUCCGCUGGACAGCACCUGAAGCCAUUGCCCAUCGGAUCUUCACGACAGCCAGCGACGUGUGGAGCUUUGGGAUUGUGAUGUGGGAGGUGCUGAGCUUUGGGGACAAGCCCUAUGGGGAGAUGAGCAAUCAGGAGGUCAUGAAGAGCAUUGAGGAUGGGUACCGGCUGCCCCCUCCUGUGGACUGCCCAGCCCCUCUGUAUGAGCUCAUGAAGAGCUGCUGGGUUUAUGAUCGUGCCCGCCGGCCCCACUUCCACAAGCUGCAGGCACAUCUGGAGCAACUGCUUGCCAAUCCCCACUCCCUGAGGACUAUUGCCAACUUUGACCCCAGGGUGACUCUGCGCCUUCCCAGCCUGAGUGGCUCUGAUGGGAUCCCAUACCGAAGCGUUGCCGAGUGGCUCGAGUCCAUCCGCAUGAAGCGCUACAUCCUGCACUUCCGCUCAGCCGGGCUGGACACCAUGGAGUGUGUGCUGGAGCUGACCACUGAGGACCUGACGCAGAUGGGAAUCACUAUGCCCGGGCACCAGAAGCGCAUUCUUUGCAGUAUUCAGGGAUUCAAGGACUGAGCUGCUGCCGAGGGAGAUGCCCCCUGAGCCUUCCUCUUUCCCCACCCUCUCCUCAGGGAGCAAGGACGGGGCCGUGGUCACUCAUGGUACCCUUCCCUCAGCCUACAGGAUGUAGGCUACCGGUGCUGCCCCUGCCCACCCCCGAGAGGAACCUGCCUCUGGACCCUGGAGCCUCUUUAUUUUAAAAAGGGAGGUGGGGGUAGAAGU